Messenger RNA from Orussus abietinus, 2375 nucleotides. RefSeq names its product crossover junction endonuclease MUS81 (gene mus81). The transcript has 9 exons. Gene Ontology annotation, cellular component: nucleus; Holliday junction resolvase complex. Gene Ontology annotation, biological process: DNA catabolic process; resolution of meiotic recombination intermediates; double-strand break repair via break-induced replication. NCBI's taxonomy places the organism in Eukaryota, Metazoa, Arthropoda, Insecta, Hymenoptera, Orussidae. The record is from RefSeq and is a predicted model, not a curated record. The coding region runs from base 391 to 2244 and encodes 617 amino acids. Gene Ontology annotation, molecular function: 3'-flap endonuclease activity; crossover junction DNA endonuclease activity; DNA binding.
ACGCGCGUGUAUGUACGUACCUUGGAAACAAUCGUGCAGUCGACAAACGGCAACCAAUGAGGGAAGCGAAUUUUCGUAGUGACUGCAAAAUCUAGCAGUACCCGGCAGUGCCCAGCAGUGCCCGGCAGUAUCGUCCAGUAUCGUCAAGUAUUGUCAGAUAUCGUUGACACGAGUUAUAAAUUGAAAUAUGCUGUCCGGUGAAACAGAAGUUCCUUGAUCAAUAUUUUUCUUUCCAGGUGAAUCCAAUAUAAAAGAUCAUGAUGAGUUAAUGAAAUAAAAUGUACGAUGUCAUUCGACAUUCCAAAAUGAUUGUUUGAAAACAACUUUCAUUUAUAGGGAAGAAUAAUAUUCAGCUAAAUAAAUCAUUUUUCGUAGAAAUAUUUUUAAACAAUGAAAAGGGUAAAAGAACGACUAAAUUGCCCCAAUCCGUUAUUUGAACGCUGGCUACUGGAAUGGAGAGACGAAGCGAUAGCAAAAGGCUCCGAUAUGCAGUACUGUUUCUCAAAAGCGCUUGCAACGUUAAGAAAAUACCCUUUGCCUCUGGAAACAGGAAAGGAUUGCAUAAUUCUGCAAAACUUUGGAUCAAAUCUUUGCACGCUGUUGGAUAAAAAGUUGGCCGAACAUCAGAGAGGGACACCGCAGCUACAGGUUACUUUAACCAAGCAAAAAGAGGCUGGUGGUACCAUUGAAUAUAUCUUAGGUGAUCAGGAUAUAAAUGUUAAAAAUACGGAAGGGAAAAAAGUUACGAAGAGUAUAUAUGAAAAAACCGGACAUUUUGUUUCUGUGCCGACAACGGAACUAUACGUUCCUUCGUGGAGAUCAGGGGGCUAUGCUAUUUUAAUUGCAUUAUUUAAUAAAUCAAGAGAUCCCAAUUAUUCAGGUUAUUUAACUAAGGCAGAGUUGCAAAUAGAAGCUCAAGCGUAUUGUGAUCAUUCCUUUACAGUUUGCAAACCCUCUACACGCUGUAGUGCCUGGUCCUCGAUGUCAUUAUUAAUCUCUAAGGGAUUAGUUUUAAAGCGAAAUCGUCCCCCAAAGUAUAGCUUAACAAAUGAAGGAGUAACUCUUGCUACAAAGUUGUCACAGAUGAAUAAAAAUGAUUUAAAUUUGAAGCAUCAUUUUCCACAUAGGGGAGACAUUGAAUUGUCAUCGGAAGUUACUCAAAGGGGCAACAGCGAUGCACAAAAAGUACUGCAUGGAACCAAGUCAGUAAGAAAACGCGAGGAAAAUGAGGUCAUAGACUUUGAAGUGCACCAAGAGCAUACGCAAAUUGGGAACGUUAUCAAGAGUAAUUAUGACAAAAUGAAACAAAGUCAUGCCAUGGGAACUAUAAGUAAAAAAACUCCAAUCAACGUAGACACACAAUUGAAGAGUUUAGUAAAUGUAACGGAACCUGGAGUUAGUUUUGCACCGCACACAUUUAAUGUCGUAUUAUUAGUAGACACACGCGAAACGGAUGGUGGUAAAACCAGACCCACUCACGAUGUCACGCUCAUAGAGCUAACGCAGACCAAAGUGCUUUUCGAAGUUCGUAGUUUAAAGAUUGGAGAUUUUGCAUGGAUAGCCAAAAGUAAAGACACCGGAGAAGAGUUAGUAUUGCCAUACAUUGUCGAGAGGAAACGCAUAGAUGAUUUAGGUGCAAGCAUUAAAGAUGGUAGAUUUCAUGAGCAAAAGUUUCGACUAAAGCAAUCUGGCAUAAAAAAUAUCAUAUACAUGAUCGAGAGUUAUGGCAACAAUCAAUAUACUGGCUUACCGAUAUCAUCGAUACUUCAAGCCUCAAUCAACUCCUCGGUUCAAGAUGGCUUCACCGUUAAGUACACCGAUAGUCAUCGAGAGUCCAUGCAAUAUUUAGCUAUGGUUACCAAAUUAUUAACCGAGAAGUUCCAAAAAAUACAUCUAGAAGAGUGCAAAAAAAAUUAUCCAGUUACCACAAAUGUUGAUAACUACAAAAUUUAUCUCGUGGCAUUUAAAGACUUUAACAAAUCCUCAUCUAAACUAAAGAAUUUUAAAGUGAAGCAGAUGUUUAUCCGGCAAUUGUUGCAAUUGAAGGGGGUUUCCGUUGAAAAGGCGCUAGCAAUAGUAGACAAGUAUACAACCCCAAAACUUCUUGUAACUGCUUUGACAAAUGCUGGCCCCGAAGGAGAGAAGUUGUUAGCGAAUAUAAAAGCUGGAUCGUUGAAGCGUCAAUUAGGUCAUGCAUUGAGUAAAACUAUUUAUCAAUUUUACACAAGAAGGUUAUUGGAAUAAAUCAAUUAUAUAAAUAUUUUUACUACUUUUACAUCUAAUUGUUAUAAAUCUAAUAAAUAUAGAUUUUAUUCAAACAGCUCUUUUCUGAAUCUGCCUUUCAUUGACUUUUUCAUCCUGGAAAAAAAAGGAAC